AUGCCCAGCACCCCGACUCCAUACUGCGUGCCGCUCCCCAUGCCAGGCGAGUCGAUCAUCACAGUCCCCUAUUGGUACAAGCAUGAGUGGAAACGCGCGAACACGCGUGUCCAGAAGCCCGGGGUUGCCGUCCAGCGAGGUCCGACACGCGCCGCGCAGGGCAUUAACGUGAGUAUGGGCUACAUCAGCAACCACGAGGGCGUCAUCGCCACCGGAUUCGAGGCCACCGGCAUGCGCAAGACGUUUUACGAGUUCUGUGUUUACCUCUGGUCUGUGAAGAUGGCACCAAAGACCUGGAACCGGGACGCCAACCCCUGGGUGAAGGAACGCUACCAUGCGUUAAUGAACGCGCGGCACCCUGUCUUACAGUACUGCGAAGCCGGCUGGUGGGCCGAGCAGAUCGCAUCAGAUAACUACUCUCAAUGGAGAAAGAAACAUAUACAGUACCUCGCGAACCGACAGAAGCGCAAAGCCGCCAAGUGCGAAGCGAAGAAGAAGCAGCAGCGCAAGAAUAACUCGAAGAAAAAUCGGAAGCGCAGGGAGAAGGAGAACUUUGAUCACACCGAAGAGAGCAGCAACGCAGAAGAUGCUGAGUCAAGCGACGAGGAUGACUGCGACGACGACGACCAGGACGUCAAGGGUGCACAAGCGGUGGGGCAGUUCUUCGACCAGGCAAUGUACACCAUGUCCGACGUAGCCGCGGAGGUCCCCUCUCCAGCCCAUCAAAAACGUCGGGCCGAGGAAGCCUUGGAAGUCUCGACCUCAGCAGGACCGUCAUCCAAAAAACCCCGACUCUCGGUCAAAACCGACGCCUCCGUCACGCGUGGUCUGUCCGUUGAUGGCAACACGCCCUCCGGCGCGUCGUCCGCCACGAGCUCUCGACCGUCACCCGCUAUAUCCCCCACCAUACCCUCGCCCUCCCUGGACGAUAAGUCCGAUGAGGAGUUAUGUGUGCCGAACCCCUUUGCCAACAUGUGGGGCGAGAGCGACGGGCCCGCCGUGGAAGAGCCAACGACCGCCCCGGGACAAUCUGCAGGCAAGGCCCCGGCUACUACUACAACCACUACGACCACAAAUGCCGCCGCAAACACCACCGUGACCACCACAAAGGCCACGACCACCGCUGCCUCGGCCAGCGCUGUGCCCACCUCUGUGACGACCGCCGCGGCCACCACUGUGCCCACCUCUGUGACGACCGCCGCGGCCACCACUGUGCCCACCUCGGUGACGACCGCCGCGACGACCUCUGUGACGACCUCUGUGACGACCGCCGCGACGACCGCUGCAACCACCGCCGCGACGACCUCUGCGACAAGGGCUGAGGCUGAAACGGCCCACGUCAAGCCGGAACGGGCCCGUGCUAAAGGGAAGGCAGUCGCUGUGUGGCCGCCUCUGCCGCGCGACGACGUCAAGCUUAAACCCAAGGAGGCGUGUGCCAUUGUCUGGGCGAAGCACAACCCAACCGGCACCAAGCAGGACUUCAAUAAAUGGUACGUGAAGCGUUCGCAAGCGGUGUGCAAGGUAUGUGCUCUACAGUGGAUCUAUUAG
Trametes versicolor FP-101664 SS1 is the source of this 1548-nucleotide messenger RNA. RefSeq lists its product as uncharacterized. The coding region runs from base 1 to 1548 and encodes 515 amino acids. NCBI's taxonomy places the organism in Eukaryota, Fungi, Basidiomycota, Agaricomycetes, Polyporales, Polyporaceae. The record is from RefSeq and is a predicted model, not a curated record. The transcript has 6 exons.